Eruca vesicaria subsp. sativa (arugula) is the source of this 555-nucleotide messenger RNA. NCBI's taxonomy places the organism in Eukaryota, Viridiplantae, Streptophyta, Magnoliopsida, Brassicales, Brassicaceae. The record is from the annotation of a GenBank genome assembly.
AUGGAGCCGAUAAGUGAAAUCAUCAGUUCCUAUGACGCUUCCUCUCUAUUCACAAACAAGCUCACAUAUAAGAAGAUUCAGUGGAUGAUGGAGAUGAGGUUAGAGCUACACCAGCGUCAAAAAUCUGAAGAAAAGUUGAAUCUAAACAGCACUCAAGAGAAAGAAGCAAGCUUUUCCAGAGAAAAAUUAUACAAUAGCUUCCUGCAUAGAGCGAUGUUCAUGUGUAGAUUGCUUCAAGCAGCCUUCAACAAACUAAUCUCUGAAGACUCUGCUCAGCUACCACUCCCAAGCUCAAAACGAAUAACAAGCCUCUCUACGGUUAUACAGAGGAAACGGAGAUCCACCUGCAUUUUAAAUUCUGGGAACGAAUCUGGAGGAGUGGUAAAGGGAGAUAGCUCUGAGUGGCGGAUACUUGAGAGAUGGGAAGUGCCAUGGGAAUGGCAGACAGUUUCGUUAACUUUGCUUGCUUGUGUAUUAAGGUUCAAGGGUAUGACAUCAAGGAACUAUUGCAGUUCUUCUGGUUGUGCAAGAGUUAAGAAAAUUGCUGUCAAUUGA